CAUAGUAUGCAAACUUGACUGUUUACUUCAUUUGUGAUGAUGAUGUGAGACCGGAACCGUUAGCUAGCUAGCCUAGCUAAGGUAAUGGAGAACCGGUAAGAGAUGGAGGGAAAAACGUAUGUGAUGGGGGGACGUAGUGAUGGACCUCAUUUUACUUUUCAUUCGAAGACAGCUAUUUGUUUGUAUCUUGUAAAACAAACGUUAAUUUCUCAGUGACGGCGCUAACCUGUUAGCGUGCUAGGCUGCAGGUGAGACUUGCUUCAGUGGUUCUUAUUUCGGUGUGAUUUGAUAUGGCAGAUAGCAAAUUCAGCAACAGUCACCACCGCUGGGUUUACGUUAUAAUUUAUCCCUGGUGAAUAACAACACCAUUGUUGUUAACGGGACCGGGAUUUUAGAUUUAUUGGCGAUAUCGUCAAAAUUAGAUAGCUAACACUGCUGCUAGCAAAACUGUUUGGCCUGGAAUGGAGCCGGGCGACUUGCGAGAGAGCCCUGCCGGGUCCGGGGAGUCAGAUGCAGGGGACUGGAGGGAGGUUAUUCCCGGUGGAGAUGAGGAGGUCAAAGCUGCUGAAACCAGUGGAAACACACUAGAGACGGCGCUUAGGGACGCCUGCGAGGAAGGCGAAAGUGACAAACAAGUAUGCGUGGGAGAGCAAGUACACAGCCCCUACGAGGAAGAACUGGACCCCAGAAUCCAGGAAGAGUUGGAGCAUCUCAAUGAAGCCAGUGCAGAAAUCAACAGACUAGAACUGCAGUUGGAUGAUGCCAGAUCAGGAUACCGGAAGAUCCUCACAGAGUCUGCCAGGAAACUAAAUGCUCAGAGCUCUCAGCUUGGUGGUUGCAUAGAGAAAGCGAGACCCUACUAUGAAGCUCGUCGCCUCGCGAAAGAGGCACAGCAGGAGACCCAGAAGGCAGCUCUGAGCUAUGAGAGAGCUGUUUCUAUGCACACAGCUGCCAGGGAGAUGGUCUACGUCGCAGAGCAGGGCCUGAUGGCCGAUGGAAAGAACACACUGGAUCCCACCUGGCAGGAGAUGCUCAACCACGCCACUGCCAAGGUGAACGAAGCCGAGGAGGAGCGACUCCGCAGUGAGAGGGAGCACAUGCGCGUCACGCAUGCCUGUCAGGAGGCUGAGGCUCGGGUUCAGAUGCUACAAAAGUCCCUCAAGAGAGUCAUCGUGAAAUCCAAACCUUACUUUGAGCUCAAGUCCCAGUUCAAUCACAUACUGGAGGAGAACAAGGCCAAGGUGCUGGAGCUGGAACAGCAAGUAGCCAAAGUGAAGACUCGCUAUUCCAUCGCCCUACGAAACUUGGAACAAAUCAGCGAGCAGAUCCACGCUCAGAGGGGGAGGGACCAGGCCGAGGGAGAAUGCCCCACUGUCUGCGGUGGGCGGAGUCCCCCCGUUGGAGCUGAAUCUGACAACAGAGAUAAGAAAGAAGGAGGAGCCUGCAGCAGCAGUGCAAUGGGGUCAGAUCGAUUGGAUGCAGCUCUCGCCAUGGUGGAGAAAUACAAGGAGAAUGAGAAGGAGAGGGAGCGGUCAGGGUCGGAUUCCCUUUCGGUCUUCAGCCUGCAGACCAUCGCUUCCGACUUGGAGAAAUAUGACUCCGUUGAGCACCUCGGGGACCUCAGCGAUGUAGGGAGCGUAACUGGGGAUGAGGUGGAGAAAGAGCGAGGCAGAGCGAUCGAUCGCAGAGACAAGCUGACAGAAACAUCCGGCAAAGAGCGCCAGCUGCAGUUCUGCAAGCAGCACCACCGAAGCUUCAGUUUGUGAGGCUGUCAUUGAUGUAAUGGCUCUAAAUGUUGCAAAACUAAAAUGUGAGUUAUCAAAGAAAAAAAAUAAAUAAAUAAAGGGGGCAAACAUCCCUGACACAUAGGUACCAACCAAAGCCUGAGACAGUGAAACUGCAGCAAUGCAGUUGUAGGCGUAUGAUACUUGGUCUAAAUAAGCACACGUACGUUGACUGACAUUACUCUAAAACUGACACUGAUCAACAGUAAACACUGCAGCCCAGAUAGAACACUACUGCAAUAUAAAGAGCUUUCGACCCUCCAGGACAAGUAAACUGUAUAUUCACUCCCCAUGAUGGAUUCUGGGUAGAAUUUGUUCCUCGAGCAUGAAGGAACAGCCAUGAAAGAUCAAAAGCCCUGUUUGAACAGACAUAUUUAGAAAGGCAUCAUUACUUACUUUCCAAGGCUAAUCGUUGAUCUAAUUUGGUGAGACUGGUGCAAACAAAAACUCCUCCACUGUUUCCCCCGCCGUUGUGUCGAGACUUAACAGUAAUUGCUUCAAGGUUGUGUAUGGCAGGGUCCCUUCAUACACAUCCACAUCCACCCUCAUCAAGUUAGUGUGUAGGGAAAAAUGAUAAAAACGUUCUCUGUCCGUGCAGGGUGAAAGCAUGCUUGAAUACCCAUGUCAUAUAUUUAUUUGCAGUAAAAUGCUGCAGAUAUUGCUUUUUAUUAUCGUCGGCACGAGAAUGCGUUUUUUGAAAAUUCCUGAAAUGAUAGAAUGAACGGAGUCUUAAUAUUAUUAAAAACUCCAUCCGAGUCUUUCCCCUCUGACAGCAUGCACUCCUAGUUGGCUAUUUAAACUGAUAUUUAUGACGUAUUCAGACCUGUUUGCUGAAACAAACACUGACACUAGCUAAGACAAAAGCUAAGAUGAAGCUCAGCCAUGUUUUCCUUUUUCAUGUUGUUAUGCUGCAGUCUUAUGAUACAAAAGCCUUUCCCAAAUGUGUAUUUGGAUAUUGUUUACAUGUGUAUAAGUGGAUUUUUCUUUGGCAGCAAAUGGAGUUCCCCUUUGGUUUGCCUUUUUUUUAAAAAAACAAAAAAAAACAAAAAACCAAAACAAACAAAAACAAAACAAGAUUGCCCUUGUAAUUUGAAGCGUGCCUUGACACAGAACAAUUAACAAAUUUAGCACGAGUAGUACUUUGUUAUAAAUUCAUCUGUAGUUCUGUUUAGAACAAUUUAAAGAACAAAUAUGUGCCCUUUUUAUGAUUUUUAAAAAUGUGCUCCCAGGCACCGUUUCCGACUUGAGUUCUGAUUGAUUUUUUUUUGUUUUGAUUUCCGUAUUUUCUUUUACGAUGGUGUACUUUGAUUGUCAAAGUGUAAGAUGCAAAACAAUGAAGUCAAGAAAGGACUUGUAAAUGUAUGUAAUUAUUACAAAGCUGGAAAAUAUUGACCUGUACAGUUAACAUGUGUUGCUGAUUUGAAUAUGUGUUGUACAGAUGUUCUGCAUACCCACCGUAUGUAUUUAAAUCAUUAUUGUUGCCAUUCAUCUGAAACAGCCCACGUUCACUUCUGUCUUAAUGAUUAGUCUUCACCCUUUUAACGGCAUUUGUGAAUUAGUCAAAUGUCACUCGCUGUUUGCAGUUUAUGCAUUGUCAUGUGUAUAAUCAAUAAACCAGAUCAUAGUC
This is a messenger RNA of Scatophagus argus, 3411 nucleotides long. It is a transcript of the gene sh3bp5la, whose product is annotated as SH3-binding domain protein 5-like, a. Gene Ontology annotation, cellular component: cytoplasm. Gene Ontology annotation, molecular function: protein kinase inhibitor activity. The record is from RefSeq and is a predicted model, not a curated record. Bases 462 to 1766 code for a protein of 434 amino acids. NCBI's taxonomy places the organism in Eukaryota, Metazoa, Chordata, Actinopteri, Scatophagidae. The transcript has 6 exons. Gene Ontology annotation, biological process: intracellular signal transduction; negative regulation of protein tyrosine kinase activity.